This is a messenger RNA of Aspergillus melleus, 1266 nucleotides long. RefSeq names its product putative nucleoside hydrolase. Lineage: Eukaryota; Fungi; Ascomycota; Eurotiomycetes; Eurotiales; Aspergillaceae. Gene Ontology annotation, molecular function: purine nucleosidase activity. Gene Ontology annotation, cellular component: cytosol. The coding region runs from base 1 to 1266 and encodes 421 amino acids. The record is from RefSeq and is a predicted model, not a curated record. Gene Ontology annotation, biological process: purine nucleoside catabolic process. The transcript has 6 exons.
AUGGCACCCAAGAAGAUCAUCAUCGACACUGACCCUGGAAUUGAUGAUAUUCUGGGUCUUUUACUCGCGCUGUCUGCUACGCCUGAGGAGGUCGAGGUGCUCUUAAUCUCGUUGACGUUUGGGAACAUUGAGGUGAAGAGCUGUCUCCGCAAUGUGGUCUCUAUGUUCCAUAUCCUGGAGCGCGAGAUGCAGUGGCGUCGCGAACAGGGUCGGCCUGAGGGCUUCGGAGCUCUCCGAGCCCAUCCUCCGAUCGUGGCGGUAGGUGCCGAGGAUCCUUUGGAGGAUCAGAAAAUGUUGGCGGAUUACUUUCACGGAACGGAUGGUUUGGGAGGUAUUCAUGCCAGCCACCCGCAUCUCACUCCCAAGGAAACGUGGGAGCAUAUGUUUGAUCCUUCAACGGACUCGGAUAUAAAGCCCGUUCCUGAGGGCGAUAACUCGCACAAGUCGUUCGUUCCAUCGAAGCGCCCAGCGCACGAGGAGAUCCUUCGCGUCUUGCGCGAGAAUGAUCCCGACACGGUGACGCUGGUGGCUGUGGGCCCUUUGACGAACUUGGCGUUGGCCUCUGCCGCUGACCCCGAGGCUUUUCUGCGUGUUAAGGAGGUCGUGGUGAUGGGAGGCGCCAUCAAUGAGCCUGGAAAUGUCACUCCUGGUGCCGAGUUCAACGCAUAUGCCGAUGCGUUCGCCGCGGCCCGAGUCUACGCCCUUACGUCUCCGACUCCCCGGACCGCGAUGCCCAUCUCCAGCACCAGUCUGGCCAGCUACCCUGCUACUCUAAGCAGACAGCUCACCGUGAAGAUGUUCCCCCUGGACAUCACCCACCGUCACGGAAUCAAGCGUGGACAGUUCCGCCAGACCGUCACCCCUCUCUUGGAAAAGGGCUCUCCAUUGGCCGAGUGGUCUGCCGCCUUCAUGGCCCAUACCUUUAGCACCGUUGAACGGCUGCAUCAGGGACAGGUGGGAGACGAUGUCGAGCUUAGUCUACACGACCCCGUGUGCGUGUGGUACGCUCUUACAGCGGACCACGACGGCUGGAAGCCUUCUGUCACGUCGCCGGAGGACAUCCGAGUUGAGACCACCGGACAGUGGACGCGAGGCCUCUGUGUUGUCGACCGACGGGACCGUCACCGCAUGGAAGGAGAGGAAGAAAGCCCCAGUGACCAUGGACUCUGGCUAAGCUCGAAACAUGGAAACCGCAUCUGGCGGAUGGAUCAAUCGCCAGUGGAGCACAACUUUGGAGAGGUUCUUCUGACGAAGCUGUUUACUUAG